Messenger RNA from Oryzias latipes (Japanese medaka), 3435 nucleotides. RefSeq names its product ETAA1 activator of ATR kinase b (gene etaa1b). Gene Ontology annotation, biological process: replication fork processing; positive regulation of protein serine/threonine kinase activity; regulation of DNA damage checkpoint. The record is from RefSeq and is a predicted model, not a curated record. Gene Ontology annotation, cellular component: nuclear replication fork. Gene Ontology annotation, molecular function: protein serine/threonine kinase activator activity. Lineage: Eukaryota; Metazoa; Chordata; Actinopteri; Beloniformes; Adrianichthyidae.
GCUGAGGUUAUCCGCUUCCUUAGCCACAAACUUACCGUGGGAGCUAGCAUAACCUGCUUUUGGGAAUACCCCCCAGAGUUGUGUGGAUGGUCUGGUGGAGGGGGGCACGGUGAAACAACCGGGCUCAUCUUUUACCGGUCCGCCCCCCAAUUUUAACUCUCACUUCAGACACCACACACUGCAUGUUGGCUCCACACAAGACACAAGCAGCAAACACACACAGCAGUAGGGCCCCCCACCCCACUGGAGACCUCCCAUUUCACCUGCAGCACACACACCGCACACCCACACCACAAUACAAAGGUAAGACCGGUAAGGGGCGGCCGGUCUCUACCCAACUGGUCUUCUCGGGGCGGCCUGGCGUGUGGGGACCCUGUUAGCCGAAGCGGUGGCCUGGCAUGCGGUGCUCAUUUUGUUAUAGUAAAACCUGUCCAACACAAAAGGCCUUUAAGAAAAGAAAGGAUAUAAACAAUGUAGUAUUUUAAGUGAUACGUCUUUAAUUUUUGUUUAAUCUAAAUGGUACAUGUUUUCAAAGAUCUGAUCCCAAUUUAUAGCCAUACAUUAUACUAUGUAAAAGAUUUCUUAUUUGUUUGUUUGUUGGAAACUGAUCCAUUCCAAAUGUCCACCUCAUUCAAAAAGAUAGUAAAUCUGACUAAUGGAUCAGUGUUGUUAUUUCCUUUAAAAAAGAUGGAAUGGUUUGGUUGGUAUUGCGUCAAAUGCUGUUGCAUGUUCUUUCGGGGAAACUGGGAUACCAAAUUUUGAAAAAAAAAUCUUCAUAUGUUAAUAAAAAUACCAAUGCGAAUAUAAAAGUUGUCUAAUUAGAUGAUAUACCAUUUGUGGGAAAAGGAGGAUUUUUUUUCUUAUACUGAACAUCUUGGUUUUUCCAAAUAAACAGGCCAUUGAUUAAAAACUAUGUUUAGAAAUUAGUUUCCCGGCAAGCAGGGCUAGUUUAUAAACAUUUUUAAAGUUUAGUGGGUGAUUUUUCUAUUCUAUUGUCACAUUUGAGCAGAAGCUUGAAUCCUCCCAUCAAGUUUAAAAAUUGUUGGAAAAGGCGUUGCAGAUAUUGUCUUCUGCUUUCAGUAGCUUAAAAUGGCGACUGAAUUGACUUUUUUUGGUUGAAACUGCGAGUAAACCUUUUCUAUGGAUGAGAUCAGACAAUCCAGUUCUCAUGUACAGCCAAUGCCACCAACAAGCCUCACCAGAACAUUUCUGCUCUGGCUAACAACCACGAUGGACCUGCAGCAGCUCAUAGAGAAAGGCUGGCGUGAGUGGCAUGGUUUGGGCCUGAUGGAACGCUUAAGUCUGUAAAGUCAUUUUUUAAACCUUUAUUCAAAUUAAACUUUGCUUUUGAGAAACGUUUUCUUAUAACUAGUAAUGGGAACUGAUCAAAAAUAAACGUUUGAGACUUGCAGAGUCCUCGGCACAGAGGCGCAGACAGCAGGAACCUCCUCGGCUUCAGCAGCGGAGACUCUCCCAGCGAUGUGGAAAUGUCGCAAGAUAUCUUCUGGGACUGCACGUCUCCCACUCCAGCAGGGUCAAGACGCAGAAACGGCAGGGUGGUGGAAAUAUCUGACAUCGUCAGCCGCAUUGCCCCAAAGAACGUGAAGUCCAAAGGGAAAGAGUCGCCUCUUCUGCAGUGGAUCGACGACGGCGCCCUAUUGCACACGCCUGAUAUUCCAAAAACACGAGUCAGGAAGAAGUCUGCUCGUCGCAGCAGCGUGGAGAACCUUGUGAAGCUGGCCAGACAGUUUGAUGAAAACAUGCAGCAAGACGGCGAGACUUUGGAUGGCGAUUGCCUCCAUCAGAUGGCGAACACCUCCGAGAGAGAUCUGGGGAAGGAUCAGGUGGAGGAGGAGCUACACGCUCUCUUCGACUGCUCCACUCAGGCGGUCAGCGGGCAGCUGAGCGAGGUUUCUUCCCAGGACGCCAAAGAGCGUCCCGCUGCUUCGGCUGACGAAUGUGCUCUGCAGCCCGCAGGGGAAACAGAGGGAGCCGUCCACUGGGGUGGCUUUGAGGAUGACUGGGACAAUGACGACCUCCUCAACGACUCUUUUGUGCUGAAACUGACCGAGAAUCCUAAGGAGCAGCUGGGUUUGCAGCCUGCGCUCACAGACUCCGCACCUCGGCCUCCAGGCAGAAGAACCUGCGGCGCUCUGGAGGAGCCGUGUCCAAAACCUAAACCCACAACCAGAAGCACUUUCCACCUGGCGCCCAACCCCUGCUUUCAACCCAAAGAGACCCAAGAGGUUUCAGGUUCCACUUUCACUGCUGUACGACCAAAACUGCAGCCUUCCACUCCAAAACAAACGUCCUUUUCCCACCCCGACAAAACCAAUCACUCUAAGAAACCAGACUUUAAGGAGAUUUCUGACAGUUUAUGGGACGAUGAUGACGACGCACUGCUCUGCCAGGCAUGUGAUUCCAUCGAAAUGACCUCCAAUCCUCAUCAGCAGCAGGAUGUCCCACCAGAGGGACAGCAGGGGUCCACACGGCCUCCCCCAGCCCACACAGCCGCCGCCAAAGCCAAGAGACCGGGAACAUUUGUUCGCUCCAACUCCCUGCAAGAGAGCCGCUGUGAGGCGGUCGGCUACCAGGGAUGGAACAUCCCCACCAAACAGACGACAUGUCACAGCUCCACAGACGCUCUGGGGCAGUUCAACCAGAGUGGGAGUUCCUCUGCUGCUCUGCAGGCUGGAUGGGUCAGACCCCCCCAAAACUCAAAGUCCCAGCAGGCCACAUUUAAGAGGAACAUGUCUGACUCCGUGCUCGUGAGCCGCAAAGUUUUUGUCCCAAGCCCGAAGAUGACGAAGUGUUCUGCUGCUGAGAUUGAGAGGAAGAAGCAGGAGGCUUUAGCCCGGAGGCACCUGAGAUUACAGAGCACCUCAAAACGCUCCUGAUGGGGGCGCCGCUCCGUUUUACACCAAAACAAGCCUUAAGGAAGAUGGUCAUCAUACCAGAGGUUUCCUCCAGACACAAUCCGGAAAGUCCUCAGAGGAAUUUUUGGGGUUUUCCAUUCCACUCCAAAGCUGUAAAACAUUUAGGUCGUUUCUUACCCAUAAUCCUGACUUUUAAGUCGGCACUUCUGCUCGGCAUGUCGAUACAAGGACUGGCAUAAAAAUCCAUUGUUUUCCAUCAUCAUAAACCUAUGUUGUUCAAUCAAGCCUCUGACUACAGUGACAUAAGCUCACAGCAUGUGUGCUCAAGAACAAUUUUUGCAGGUUUUUUAUUUGUAUUGGUCAAAAAAAGAUGGUACUGCAACUUUUUUUAUAAAAACGGGUAUGAUUACUAUUUUGACAGAGGGACACGAUGACAUGCUGAGGUUGGCUGUACCCUAAAGCUCCAGAUGUUUUGUUACUGUUUUGAUUUGACUUUAACAAGUGUCACCUGACUUUCUCGACGCUCUUCCUCCAAACAAAAUAAAAAUAUUUAAGUGAU